This is a messenger RNA of Hordeum vulgare subsp. vulgare (domesticated barley), 1783 nucleotides long. Its product is annotated as probable polygalacturonase. The transcript has 2 exons. Gene Ontology annotation, molecular function: polygalacturonase activity. Gene Ontology annotation, biological process: carbohydrate metabolic process. The record is from RefSeq and is a predicted model, not a curated record. NCBI's taxonomy places the organism in Eukaryota, Viridiplantae, Streptophyta, Magnoliopsida, Poales, Poaceae. The coding region runs from base 87 to 1553 and encodes 488 amino acids.
UGGAUCUUAACAUCACAACCCAAUCCAUUCCUCCAAACAACACAACAUAGACGACGGAGACAGAGAGAUCGAGGGGAGCAGCAGCGAUGGCGUCGGCGCAGAUCCUCUGCUUCGCCGUCCUCCUCCUCCUGGCCACGACGGCCGUGUCCGCGCGCCGCCACGCGCCGCCGCAGGCGGGCCCGGCGGGGCAGAGCACGUACAUGGCGCCCAACUGCCGGGAGCACACGGCGUCGCUGACGGACUUCGGCGGGGUGGGCGACGGCAACACGUCCAACACGGCGGCGUUCCGCAAGGCGGUGGAGCACCUGUCGCAGUACUCGGGCGAGGGCGGCGGCGGCGGCAUGCUCUACGUCCCCGCCGGCCGGUGGCUCACCGCGCCCUUCAACCUCACCAGCCACUUCACGCUCUUCCUCCACGCCGACGCCGUCAUCCUCGGGACGCAGGACGUGGCCCAGUGGCCGGUCAUCGACCCGCUGCCCUCCUACGGCCGCGGCCGGGACCACGCCGGCGGCCGGUACGCGAGCCUCGUCUCCGGGAGCAACCUCACGGACGUCGUCAUCACGGGGAACAACGGCACCAUCGACGGGCAGGGCGCCACGUGGUGGUCCAAGUACAAGUCCGGCAAGCUCAAGUACACCCGCGGGUACCUCAUCGAGCUGAUGCACACCGACGGCGUCUUCAUCUCCAACGUCACGCUGCUCAACUCGCCGGCGUGGAACAUCCACCCGGUGUACAGCCGCAACAUCGUGGUGAGCGGGGUGACCAUCCUGGCGCCCGUCAAGUCGCCCAACACGGACGGCAUCAACCCGGACUCGUGCUCCCAGGUGCGCAUCGAGGACUGCUACGUCGUCUCCGGCGACGACUGCGUGGCCGUCAAGAGCGGCUGGGACGAGUACGGCAUCGCCGUCGGCAUGCCCAGCGAGCACAUCUCGGUGCGCCGCCUCACCUGCGUGUCCCCGACCAGCGCGGUGAUCGCGCUCGGCAGCGAGAUGUCGGGCGGCAUACGGGACGUGCGCGCCGAGGACAUCACCGCCAUCGGGACCGAGUCGGCGGUGCGGAUCAAGACGGCCGUCGGCCGCGGCGCGUACGUGCGCGACGUCUACGCGCGCCGGAUGAGGCUCGACGGCAUGAAGCGCGUCUUCUGGAUGACCGGCGACUACAAGUCCCACCCCGACGACGGCUACGACAAGGCCGCCGUGCCCGUCGUGGAGAACAUCAGCUACCAGGACGUGGUGGCCACCGGCGUGUGGAAGGAGGCGGCGAGGAUGCAGGGCAUCCAGGGCGCGCCAUUCAAGGGGAUAUGCAUGGCCAACGUCACCAUGGAGAUGACCAAGGAGAGGAAGGUGUCGUGGAACUGCGCCGAUGUCGAGGGCGUGUCGGCCGGCGUCACACCGGCGCCAUGCACGCCUCUGCAGGGCACCCACGGCGGCGCCUGCCCAUUCCCCACCGACACGCUCGCCGUCGACCAGAUCACGGUGCAGCAGUGCUCCUACUCUGUCAGUAGUACUCCUGCAUCCUCUGCUUCUUCAGCAGCAUCAGGGACAGCCAACUAGCAGCUAGUCUGCCUAGUCAAGCUUAUCAGCUGCUUCUUGAUCAUGUAGUAAUGUAUUGCUGAUGAUGUGGCCAGCCAAAUGUUUGCAAAGUAAGUAAGCAAGCAGUAGAUCAUUGGAGACUACUCUCCAAGGAAAUGAAAUACAACAAGAAUAACAAUCUUCCAGCUCAAACUGUAUCUGUAUGCCAACUUGGUGUUUCAACACCUCUUUGCAAAGUUGUUUGAUGUUCA